Botrytis porri is the source of this 270-nucleotide messenger RNA. RefSeq lists its product as uncharacterized. The coding region runs from base 1 to 270 and encodes 89 amino acids. The record is from RefSeq and is a predicted model, not a curated record. The transcript has 2 exons. Lineage: Eukaryota; Fungi; Ascomycota; Leotiomycetes; Helotiales; Sclerotiniaceae.
AUGCAAGUCGCGUUCGUAAUCGGCCUGUUUGCCACUGCCCCGACCGUUUUAGGUGCUCCUAUCUUGACUAAAGACGAGGCUGCACCUGCUCAACUUAAAAGUAGAAUUCCCGUUCCAAGCGAGCAAGUUUCGAGUAUGAUUUUGGCUUACAACGACGAUUUGUCUGUGCCGGAAUCGGCAGAUGUAAACCUUAGGGCGGCUGUUGCGAGCGACACGGUUUUGAGUAUGAUUCUUGCCUAUAAUAACCAUUUGUCCGAUGCAGAUAAAUAG